Molecule: messenger RNA, 2051 nt
Organism: Exophiala xenobiotica
Lineage: Eukaryota; Fungi; Ascomycota; Eurotiomycetes; Chaetothyriales; Herpotrichiellaceae
Exons: 2
Coding region: 25-1803 (592 amino acids)
Biological process (GO): microtubule-based movement; mitotic spindle organization
Molecular function (GO): microtubule binding; ATP binding; microtubule motor activity
Source: RefSeq, a predicted model, not a curated record
CAACUUUUGGAAGAAGCCGUCAACAUGGCGCCGCCGGGACGUGCAAUCAACGCCAACGCCAGACCGCAAACUCCCACGCUCUCAACCGCUUCCAGUCCCUCUCUCAGGUCGAGAACACCUGUCAGUGUACCGAUGACACCUAUGAGUAGCAAUACGAACCCAGGCGGGAAUGUCAAGGUGGUGGUGAGAGUCAGAGGAUUUCUUCCUCGAGAAAUCGAUCGAGGUGCACAAUGUCUGAUCAAUAUGAACCCGAUAAAUCAGUCGACGAAACUCCUCGUUCCUCCGUCCAGCGAUCCUGCCAACGCACGAGCGCAGACUCGAAAGGUUGUCGAAGAAAAGACAUUCACCUUCGAUCGAUCAUUCUGGUCGCACAACACCGACGACGAGCACUAUGCUACACAAGAGGAUGUUUACAAUUCAUUGGGAGAAGAGUUUUUAGAUCACAACUUUGAAGGAUACCACACAUGCAUUUUCGCCUAUGGCCAAACUGGUUCCGGAAAGAGCUACACCAUGAUGGGCACACAGGAUCAACCAGGUCUGAUUCCACGAACGUGUGAGGACAUGUUUCAGCGGAUAGAGUCCAAUGAGAGUCCUCACAUCAGCUACAGCGUUCGUGUGUCUUACUUUGAGGUGUACAACGAACACGUCAGAGACCUAUUCCAGCCUCGGACUGAUCCUCCUCAAUAUCUGAAAAUCCGAGAAUCACCCACCGAAGGGCCAUACGUCAAGGAUCUGACCGAGAUCCAGGUCAAGAACUACACGGAGAUUCUGAAGUACAUGCGCAUGGGCGACAACUCAAGAACGACUGCCUCGACCAAGAUGAACGACACAUCGUCACGAUCUCAUGCUGUCUUCACCAUCAUGCUCAAGCAGAUCCACCACGACUAUCACAACGACGAAACAACCGAACGCCUGGCACGAAUCCGCCUGGUCGACUUGGCCGGAUCAGAACGUGCAAAGGCGACCGAAGCUACCGGGCAGAGGCUUCGAGAGGGUGGGAACAUCAACAAAUCCUUGACUACUCUGGGAAGGGUCAUUGCUGCACUCGCCGACCCCAAACAUGCUCGAAUGCACAAUAGCAAGCGAACCGCUCGGGAUGUUGUCCCUUAUCGUGAUUCGAUUUUGACGUGGUUGCUGAAAGAUUCGCUUGGUGGUAACUCGAAGACUGCCAUGAUUGCCUGCAUUGCUCCAUCGGACUAUGACGAGACCUUGUCAACCUUAAGAUAUGCCGACCAAGCCAAACACAUCCGCACCAAAGCCAUUGUCAAUCAAGACCAUGUCUCAUCAGCCGAGAAAGAUGCUCAGAUUCACGAGAUGCAAGAGACCAUUCGAGGUCUGCGUUGGACUCUCAGCCAGCAACAACAGAAUGGUAGUGUCAAUGUUAUCAAGGCCGUGCAAGACAACGCAGAAGCUCAAUCUGAAAAGAUCCGCGAAUUUACCACGAAGUACGAAAACAUGCUGCAGAUUAUGGAGGAGAAACUCGCAAUCUCAGAGUCAAAGGUCCGUCAACUCGAGGAAGAAAAGGAAGCAAUGAGUAUCCACCUUUCACUCGUACUCGAUGAGCUCAGAAAUCCAAUCAUCAUCAACAAAGACCCCGAGUCUGGCGGCGUCGGGUCUAGAGUGCCUACGCCCGACAUGAUCUACGAGGAUGAUACUGCGUCAAGUGAUGAAAUCGAGACUGACUCUGAGUACGACGACGAGGCGGCGGAGAUUGAGGCUGAUGCUCAUGCACUUCUUGCGCAACUGAGCAAUUUCAAGAAGAAGAUUGCUGCGGAUAUGGUGGAAUUCGGUAUCAGUCCGUAGGUCUGAUACCGUGCCGAUCCAGUCACGGGGAAGAAGUUGCCGCCUCUUUUAAUUUCGCAGCAUCGUGAUGAGAUGAAUGAAGGAUAGGAUAGCGCGGCGUUCUGGUGUUUGUCGUGACUCACAAUUGGCUACGGGAUUGGCCCAGGGUGAUGUAUGAACUUAGGGCUUCUUGAGCAUAGCCGUGAGCCUUUACAGGUGUGAUGCAUAGGUACAUCCAAGAAGGCCAUUUCCCAGUUCGCACGAAAAUU